This is a messenger RNA of Gigantopelta aegis, 4080 nucleotides long. Its product is annotated as hephaestin-like protein. The record is from RefSeq and is a predicted model, not a curated record. Lineage: Eukaryota; Metazoa; Mollusca; Gastropoda; Neomphalida; Peltospiridae. Gene Ontology annotation, molecular function: copper ion binding; ferroxidase activity. Gene Ontology annotation, cellular component: plasma membrane. Gene Ontology annotation, biological process: iron ion transport. The transcript is spliced from 18 exons. The coding region runs from base 1 to 3777 and encodes 1258 amino acids.
AUGUCGUGGUGGUUGUAUUGCCUGUGUGUGACGUCACUGCUGUCGCUGGACAUACAGACGUGUAGAGGAAGCAAACGUGAAUAUUUCCUCGCAGCAGAACAUGUAGAUUGGGACUAUGCGCCAUCCGGAAAGAACCUGGUUAAUCCUCAACAACAAAGCGAGGCCGAUGAAUACCUGAAGCACGGCUGGAACCGCAUUGGCCGGGUCUACAAGAAAGCCAUCUACAAACAAUACACUGAUGCCACGUUCUCCACGGAGAUUCCCAAACCACCAUGGCUUGGACUUAUUGGACCAAUCAUACGCGCUGAAGUCGAUGACGUCAUAGUUGUUAACUUCCUCAAUCGAGCCGACCGAGUGUUUUCCAUACAUCCACACGGACUGCUCUAUCACAAAAACAAAGAAGGAGCUCUGUAUGUGGACGGAACCCAGGGCGCGUCUAAACUGGAUGAUAUGGUGAAUCCGGGCGAACGCUUUCGUUACGUCUGGCACGUGAACGCGUCUAACGCGGCGCCCACAGCGUCUGACCCGGAUUGUCUGCCCUGGGUGUACCACUCCCACGUGAACACGCCGCCCGACACAAACACCGGGCUCAUCGGGGUCCUCAUCACGUGCAGGAAAGGUGUGUUAGACGACCAGGCCAGGAGACGUGGCACUGACAGGGAGUAUGCACUGGUGGUCAAGGCUUUCGAUGAGAAUCUCAGCUGGCUCGCCACGUCUAACUCGGCGAAAUGCGGACAACCACGUUCGUGUCUCCACCCACACGACGUGGACGACUUCAGGAAGAGCAAUAUCAUGUACUCCAUCAACGGCUUAAUGUAUGGACACCUGCGUGGACUUGACGCAUGCGCGGGAGAUAACAUCACAUGGUACAUUAUUGGCAUGGGGAAUGAGAUCGACAUCCACUCGAUUCACUUCCAUGGUCAGACGUUGCAUUAUGAGCACCACAGUGGAGACACUGUUCCUGUAUUUCCCGCCAUCUUUAAGACGGCUCGAAUGACAGCAGGCCUUCCAGGACGAUGGCUCGUCAACUGUAUGGUGUCGGAACAUUUCAAAGGUAAACACUGGCAGGCAGCUUUCAUCAACUGUAUGGUGUCGGAACACUUCACAGGUAAACACAUGGAGGCAGCUUUCAUCACCUGUAUGGUGUGGGAACACUUCACAGGUAAACACUGGCAGGCAGCUUUCAUCAACUGUAUUGUGUCGGAACACUUCACAGGUAAACACUGGCAGGCAGCUUUCAUCAACUGUGUGGUGUCGGAACACUUCACAGGUAAACACUGGCAGGCAGCUUUCAUCAACUGUGUGGUGUCGGAACACUUCACAGGAGGAAUGUCGGCAUUCUUAAACAUUUCCGACUGUGGAAAAACAACAAAGGUUAGGACCGGAAGCGGAAACAGCCGGUGGUACUACUUAGCCGUUGAGGAAGAAGAUUGGGAUUAUGGUCCCUCAGGAAUGAACAAACCAACAGGAAGUUUGCUAAACCAGACUGGGAGACUGACCAGGGCCGGUGCCAGCGCCGCCGGCGAGAGCCCGACAGGACCCAUUACCGGCAUCCGCCCGCACCCCAGCUCUGGGUUCUGUUUCACACUUCUGCAGUACAACAACAACCGUGUCGGUCACCCGGGGAACGUGCGGUGUAACGAGGAUGGAGGAGUUAAGCCCUUCCCCAACCUCGGAACUGGAUUCUGGAUCCAAACCCUGUCUUUCUCCGGUGCAGUGUACAGACCCCCCGAGGUGUCAGACGGCAAUUCUGAAAUACCGCUGACAUCCAAGGAGAGGUCCGACUUGGAGAUACGUCGAUCGGAGCUGUAUUUCGCAAAAGGGCCGCUCCGCAUUGGCGGAAAAUACCGGAAGGUGCGCUACCACCAGUACGACGAUUUGUCUUACGUUACAAAGAAGGCUGCUGUCCCCGAGCUGGGCAUUCUGGGACCCGUCAUCAGGGCUGAGGUGGGGGACGACGUCAACAUCGUCCUCCGGAACCGGGCACGACGUCCCUUUUCUUUCUUGGGACACGGUCUUCUCUACGACAACACAGACGAAGGAACGUACGACGGCGUGUUUCAUCACGGAAUAGUUCAAGCGGGUGCAAUGCACGUGUAUCACACGCGCGUACCUGACGAUCUACUUCGUGACGCGGAUCCUGAUUGUAUUGUACAACUGUAUCACUCCGCUGUGGAUGAAGUGCGUGACAUCAACUCCGGGCUCAUUGGACCUCUGCUAAUCUGUAAGCGCGGAAAACUUGGCAGUGGCGGGAAACAGACUGGCAUUUCUAAAGAGUUUUUCCUUUUGUUUGCUACGUUCGAUGAGAAUCUGUCGUGGUAUUUGGACGAGAACCUUCAAAAGCACUGCGCAGGCGCGGCGGAUAUUGACAAGGAAGAUGACGACUUCGAGGAAUCUAACAGAAUGCACGGUUUGAACGGGCGGUCAUUUCAGAAUCUCGAGGGACUGACGAUGUGUCUCGGAGACAAUGUCACGUGGCACACGAUGUCAUACGGGUCGGAGACUGGCGUUCAGUCUCCCUAUUUCCAUGGCAACGCGUACUCUGUGGGCGGGACACACCGAGACACUGGCCAUCUGGUGUCGGGUGGAACCGAAUCUCUGCUGAUGGUUCCUGACAAUCCAGGCACGUGGAUGGUGACGUCAGACAACACUAACCUGUUCUCGCGCGGGAUAACGGCCACGUACACGGUGGCGCCGUGCGGCCGCGACCCCUUGAAGCACUACGUGAGCGGCGUGACCCGGCAAUACCUGAUCGCGGCGGAAGAGGUACAGUGGGACUACGCCCCCAGCGGCACGGACCACAUCACAGGAGCGGACCUCAGACCACCCUCCACAAAUUUCAUAUUUACUCGAGACGACAACAACUUUAUUGGACGGAAGUACAAAAAGGCAAUAUAUCGCGAGUAUACCGACAUCACGUUUACCACUCGGAAACCUCGGGACGGCGAGAACAUCCAUCUCGGCAUCAUGGGACCGAUGAUCAAAGCAGAGGUUGGUGACGUCAUUGAAAUCGUCUUUAAAAACAAAGCCAGCCGCCAUUACUCAAUACAUUCCCACGGACUACUUUACGACAAGGCAAACGCCGGAUAUUCCUACGCCGACGAUUUAUUCUUGGAGGCUAAAAAAGGUGUAGCCCCAAAUUCUCUGUACAUGUAUCACUGGCACGUGCCGGAACGUGCGGGGCCGGGACCCGGCGACCCCAACUGCAUCCCAUGGCUGUAUUCGUCUGGCGUGGACACGGCGAGGGACCCGAUAACAGGGCUUGUAGGGACCGUGGUCGUCUGCCGGAAGGGGAUUCUCGGCGCUCACGGGAAGAGGACGGAUGUGGAUCGGGAGUUCGCGCUCCUGUUCUCAGUGUUCAACGAGAACCACAGCUGGUAUUUGAAGGACAACGUGCAAACGUACGCUCCUGGACGACUCCGUACGUCGUACGAGCAUGACGCAGACUUCAAGGAAAGCAACAAGAUGCACUGCGUGAACGGCCUGAUAGCGGCCAACAAUGACGGCCUGGUGAUGAACGCGGGCGACACGACGGUCUGGUACGUGCUGUCUGUCGGCUCCGAGAUCGAUCUGCACACGGUCCACUUCCACGGGCACUCGUUCGUGCAGCGCAGCAAUCACGGGCACCGCACUGACGUCUUGACUAUGUUCCCUAGCAACGCGGAGGCCGUCACCUUGGUGAUGGACAAUCCCGGGACGUGGAUUCUGCACUGUCACGUGCUGGACCACAUCACGGCUGGCAUGGAAACCGUGUACACAGUCCGAGGGUCGAGUUAGUGACGUGUUGGCGGAUCUUCAGCUUCUCUCUUCACAGAUGCCUCGCGCCUGGCACGUCCCCCGUGAAACAUGACUGAUAAAGAGAGUACCUAGAUCGAGCUUGACCCCAUUGUUAACAUUUCCAUCACUUGUAGAGCCAUUUUAAGGCUAUAAUAAAAUAAAUCCUAUAUUUUUAUCCGAGAAUACUGCCCGCCUCCAGGUUUUUCAUUGGCCAAAAAAGGUUUUUGUUCUUUAAACAUAUAUUAUACUCGAUGUACGGUAUUACCAAUUUUAUGGAAAUAUAAAAUAAAAACUAAAAUUACA